UCAUUUUUUGAACACUCCCUCCCUCACCCUCAGAUCCAUUCCAAACACUUGCAGAUCGCCCCAACUCCAAUUCCAACUCCAACUCCAAACUCCAAACGCCAGGACCUUAGGAUCUUCUUAGCCAAGUUAGUUGUUCUGAUCCCUCAAAUGGUGAGCUCUAACCUCAACAACAAUGCACUGGGAAACAGUGUGGUUGGUUCAUCUGUGUGCCGUAAGCAAUCAACAUUACCGAUGAAAAAGAUAGCAUUGAGAGAUGUACAGAAUGAUAAUAGGAACUUUAUGCCAAAUUAUCCUGAGAAUUGUUUUCUAGGACGACCAGUCGCGGAUCCCAUUAAGGUUUUGGGAACUAAGAUACUCAACCCUGAGUUGCCACGGAGCCCACCUUGUCACCAAUUCACGAGCAUCAGCAGUGCAAGUGAUCAGCUCAUGCAUGGCGGUGGUGGGAGGAAGUUAGAGUCAGCACUAGGCAAGCGAAGAGUUCAAGGUGUGACAGAACAAAAUACUUACUCUCUCAAUUUCAAACGAUAUUGUUCGCAAAAGCAGCAAGACCUACCUAGAGACAGAACCAAGAAUCAGGAACAUGAGAUAUCUGUGUUUGCACCAAUGCCUUCGGCUUCUCCGGUUAAAUUUUCACCUGGUAAACCACCAGUUCCAAUUUUUCUUGGAAAGCCCAGUAAUGGUUUGCCAGCUGCUCAUUCCAGGCACCUUAGAUUCACUCCUGAAUCUGUGGUUCCUCACUUGGUUGGUUCUGAGAAGAACCAUGAUGAGCAAAGGACAGAAGGGUUUCUACAUUUGCAGAACCUCUUGAAGCAAUUUGAUGAUUCUGAUCAGAGAGAAUACAUCCAGACGCUUCGUUAUUUAUCGCCAUCUGAGCUUAGCAGACAUGCCGUUGAGCUAGAGAAAAGAUCAAUGCAGCUAUCAGUUGAGGAAGCAAAAGAGAUCCAAAGGAUGAUGGCUCUAAAUAUAUUGGGGAAGUCUUCAAUGACAAGCAAUUUUUUAUAGGCAAUUUGAGCGUGUUCAGUGCAACAAGUGGAAAGCGAUUGAAGAUUCAAAAUACAUUGAUAUGCUGGUUUUGGUGAUGGCCAGCAGAAUGAACUCUCCCAAAUACCUUGAGCUUACUUUACAGCUCGGGAAUUGUUAGCUGUGAAGUUGAUGCUGACUCUUCUUCUACUGUAAUAUGCCCCUCAUUGCUUUUUCCCUUCCAACAAGAGCAACAGGAGGUAGUCUACUCUUACCAGUAUAAUUUGUUAUCUCUCUCUUUUUUUAUUCUUCUUUUAUGUUUUGUGUGUUUUUUCCACGGCAGAAGAUGUUGUAAUGUAAUUGCUUUAAUUUUGGUGAGACCAGUUAUUUUAG
This is a messenger RNA of Prunus dulcis (almond), 1353 nucleotides long. RefSeq lists its product as uncharacterized. The record is from RefSeq and is a predicted model, not a curated record. NCBI's taxonomy places the organism in Eukaryota, Viridiplantae, Streptophyta, Magnoliopsida, Rosales, Rosaceae. Gene Ontology annotation, cellular component: DRM complex. The transcript is spliced from 4 exons. Bases 148 to 1002 code for a protein of 284 amino acids. Gene Ontology annotation, biological process: regulation of DNA-templated transcription.